UUGGACUUCAAAUGCUCGGUGGAUUCCCCUCAAUGUGGAGGUACUCUUUAUUUCUGGGCUGGCUGUCUGCUGCACCGUUUCGUCCCCCGUUUUUGAAACGAAAUAAGAUGAUUCGCGCUUCUGUGUGGUCAAUAUUACUCUCCGUGUGUGUACUGAUUUUGCUACUUUGGAAGAGACAUCCAUCGAUCCAGCAUCAGACUUCCACUUCGGAUAACGUCAGGAAUACGAAUUCAGAUGUUCCGGUUCUAUUCGAAUCAAGUGACACGGCAACCGUAAACUUCACCCAGUCAAUUCCUGUUCUGGUAAUUGCGUGCAAACGUACAAGUGUCAAAAGAACCCUGGAUGCUCUUUUGAAAUAUCGAACAAAUCUCAUUUCGCCCAAGUCCGCAAGUUUCCCUAUCACCGUUUCUCAGGGUUGUCCACACCAACCCACUGCCAACGUUUUGGCAUCCUACGGCUCAAAAAUAUCUCUCAUCAAAUUUGAAAUGCCGCCAAUGAGACCACAAAAUAUAACAAAAAUGAAAAUGGGAUACCAGAUGAUCGCCCACCACUACAAGAAAGCACUGGACUAUAUGUUUCUGGAAGUGAAUCAUUCGGUGGUCAUAGUGGUCGAAGAUGAUUUAGAUAUUGCUCCAGACUUCUUUGAAUAUUUCGUAGCCACUCUGCCGCUGUUAUAUUCCGAUCCCUCACUUUUCUGUGUCUCUGCCUGGAAUGACAAUGGCCGUCCUCAACUGAUUGAUCCAAAGCGAAUUGACCUCAUUUAUCGAUCAGAUUUUUUUUCUGGUCUUGGAUGGAUGCUGAUACGAAAAAUUUGGCUCGAGGUGCGCGAAAACUGGCCAGAUAUAUUCUGGGAUGAUUACCUGAGACAACCAGAAGUGCGAAAAGACCGUGCGUGUCUUCGACCCGAGGUGGGACGUACAAAGACCUUCGGUCGUUUUGGUGUAUCCAAAGGCCAAUAUUUUGCCAAAUACUUAGAGUCAAUGCAUCUCAACCAAAACAGUUUUGGGUUUACAAAGCAAGAUCUUUCAUACUUGCUUGAGCCGUCUUACACAGGGAGUUGGCUCCACACUGUCUACAAGGAAGCAUUCGAAAUCAGCCCAUCUAAACUCUAUACCAAACAAUUUCCAGCGGAGAACAAAUUAAAGCCAUUGCGAAUCACAUAUGAAAGCGACGAGGAAUUCGUAGGCAUUGCAUCUCGGCUGACUCUGAUGACAGACUCUCGUUCCGGUGUCAUGCGGAAUGCCUUCCGCGGUGUUGUGCCAAUAUACUGGGGUGAUCGUCGAAUAUAUAUCGCACCACCCACUAACUGGAAAGGUUACGACUGGAGUCAAAGCUGGACAAAACGGAAAUUCAAUUUUCCCACUGUAAACUAAGUCUAUUUUCUAAUCAAAUCUGUGUUUCGUGUCACCCUUAUUUGCAAUUGUUGUCACCUAGUUGACCUUACAGGUUCGUAGGCCUUGUUAUUUUGUUAUUUUGAUCAUUGUUGUCUUAUCAAUUGCGUGCUGUCUAGAGACAAUACCUCACUAUCCCUGCUCCCAUUCGACUGAGAAUUAAA
Messenger RNA from Opisthorchis viverrini, 1555 nucleotides. RefSeq lists its product as hypothetical. The transcript is spliced from 4 exons. Gene Ontology annotation, cellular component: Golgi apparatus. Gene Ontology annotation, molecular function: alpha-1,3-mannosylglycoprotein 2-beta-N-acetylglucosaminyltransferase activity. NCBI's taxonomy places the organism in Eukaryota, Metazoa, Platyhelminthes, Trematoda, Opisthorchiida, Opisthorchiidae. Bases 12 to 1373 code for a protein of 453 amino acids. The record is from RefSeq and is a predicted model, not a curated record. Gene Ontology annotation, biological process: protein N-linked glycosylation.